AUGCCUCCUCGGACCAUUGGGACCGCACAGAAGGCCUGAGCAAACGAGGACUGCCCUAAUUCGCUUCCACCGACGCGAACGAACCUGACGAUCCGAUCCUGCUUCCGCACGGCCCAAGAGCGUGCCUCGACCAGUCGACAUGGCAGCGCCGCUCGGCGCGCUGGUCGAGUUCCACGGCUCGCGCAUUCUCCUGGACUGCCCGCUAGACCCCUCGCCCUGGUUGCGCCUUCCCCCGACCCUGUCCGCAUGGUUACCAGUUUCGCAAAACUCGCCUAAGAAGCUCGAUCGUUUCGUUGAGCGAGAGAGUUUCAGGCAGCCUCGCCCCGCCGACCGAGCCGACCCUCGCCGCCGCUCUCCGCGUGACUCCCGGCGCUCGCCGCAUUCGCCGCGCGCACUGACACACGCCGCCCAGCUCGCUCCUUCUCGCCCCUCCCACCCCUCGCCGUCUCGCGCUGCUGAUUCUCUCGCUGCCGCGCCCUCUUCCGCUGCUGCCGCCGAACCUGCACCCCCUGGCGCAACAUUUAACCCCCGUGCCGCUGCUCUGGAUCCGUCCGAGCCAACAGGUUCGGACCGAACCACACAUCCUACGACCACACCUCGCGAUCUGCCCAGCACAACAGCCUCAGUCGCAGCCCUUCCCCGGGUCCUGGCGCUGCUACAUCAGCAUGGUUCCCGAGCCUCGGGAUCAGGUCUGGCGCGCAGGCGCGAGGUUCGGAAGAGGCAGAGGUUGGGCAUGUGCUUGUCGUCCGGUCUAGAGUUGAGGCAGGAGGGAGGAGGAGAUCUCAGGGAAGGUGAGGAGGGAAGCGGAGAGGGGGGCGAGGGAGCAGAGGGGAAGAGGAGAGAACAUGGCAGUGCUGGGGAUACAGAGGUGGGAGGGACGGGCCAACGAGCAAAGUCAGAACUUGGUGGUUCGAUCAGAGGGCCAAGCAGCAAUGAGGCCGGCAAUGCAGCCGGCAAUGCAGCCGGCAAUGCAGCCGGCAAUGCAGCCGGCAAUGCAGCCGGCAAUGCAGACGGCAGUGGGGUGCAUGCGAGGGCCGUGGGCGAGAGGAGGAGUCACGCUGGCGAUGACGGCGUGGAGAGGGGCGAGAAGCGGCAGAGAGUGCGUGCGAGCAUGGGGGGCAGCGGCGCACCUUUCUCCCCCAGCCCCAAUGAUGGUCAUGACCAUGACCGCGCCUCCUCCUGUUCCUGCCCUUGUCUGCGCCUCUCCUUCCCCCUCCCCUCCCCCAUGCCAACCCCACAUCCUGCUCUCGCGCUGCCAUUCGCCCUCACUGCCACGUCAGCAGCGUCUGACGUGGAUGCCAUCCUUGUGUCGAGUCCGGAGGGCCUUCUCGGCCUGCCUCUGCUGCUGCGCCACCACCGACAGCACUACGCCCACCGACCUCCGCCCAAGGUGCUGUGCACCGAGGCCGCUCUGCGCAUCGGCAGGCUGCUCGUGAAGGAGAGGGCAGCGCUGAUCGGAGAGAAGGGCUUGGUUGCUGCUGACCCUACCAUGCAAGACAAGGCGCCUGGUGAUUUUGCGUCCCAUGCUUCCCUCAGCGAGCGCGAGUUGCUGGCGUCCCUGGCCUGCGUCCGAGGCGUGAGGUUCGGCGAGGGGGUUGACCUCGGCACGGGCGUCACUGCCACUGCGUCUGCCUCAGGUGGCACUCUUGGCUGCGCCUCCUGGUCGCUCCUCCACUCCCCCACCUCGUCCCACUCGCCCACGCACACCUGCCACGCCUCCCACGUGCACACUUGUCUCACCUCCUCCCCUUCCUCGUCUCGCCCUCCACACCAGUGCGACCUCGCCCUUGUCUUCCCUCCCCUGCCCUAUCGCUCUCUCGCCGCUCCGCCGCAGCUCGAGCCAAUAGGCACUUGCCACGUGGCAGCACUGUGUGGGUCCACGUCACUCAGCUCUGCUGACAGAUGGGCGAAGGAAAGGAAAGAUGGGGGAUUUGGGAAAGCAGGGAGGUGUGACUAUGGGGGAGGUGGUGCAGCGUGUGGCAGGGCAGCGUGUGGCAGGGCAGCGUGUGACAGUAUCGAAGGGAUAGUGGAUCUGAUUGCAAGGCGGGUGGCGGAGGGAGGGCGAGUGGUGGUCCCGUGCUCCCCUCUGGGCCCCUCCUUGGACCUCAUGCACGCCCUCCUCCCCCCCUCCUGCUCCCCGCCACCUGCCGUGCCAGCCUCACCACCAUCAGCAUCAGCAGUACCAGCAGCAGCAGCAGCAGCAGUAACCCAAGUGCGAGUGCCAGUGGUGUAUCUCUCCCCGGUGGCCAAGCAGGCGCUCUCGCUCGCCUGCAUUCUGCCCGAGUGGAUGCACCCCUGCGUGCACCACAAGCUCUUCGCAGGCCAGCCCAUCCACGCCAUCAGCAGCGCGCUCCUCUCCCACCCCGCCUCCUCCACCCCCCACACUACCUCCAUUCCCUCCCCUGCUGACGCACGUGCUGACGUCAGCAUGGGUGUGCGCAUGGUGGAGCUGCCUGGAGCCGUGGCGUUCGUCCCGGCAUCAUGGUCAUCGGGCAUGCUGCAUGGCAUGGCGGGCAUGAAGGCGCCGGGCAAGGCAGUGCCCAACAUGCCCCACGGGUGUCCCUGGGGCACGGACCUCUGGAAACUUCUCCACGGCCCGUGCGUUGUGUUUGCCUCCCACUGCUCGCUGCGUGUGGGCCCCGCAGUCAAUCUGAUUCGCCUGUGGGGCGGCGACACGCGCGCCCUGCUGCUGCUGCUUGAGACUCAUCCUGAGGAUGUGCCGAUCACUACGUCUCCCUUUCGGCCACUUCGAAUGCACAUUGCCACGUGCUGUCUGCUACCCUCUCACAGUGGCACGCCCCAAGCAGCGAGCGGGCAAGCCAAGCCUGUGGGUGGCACUGGCAGGCACGGGGAGUCAGGUUGAGGCGGCAUGGGGAAGCAGCGACGGAUGAGCCAAGGGAUGUGGGGGGCUCGGGGAGAAUGGGGUUUGGGACCCCGUGGAAAAUGAAGAGGCAGCAGGGAGAGAUGGCAGGGGAAGCGGGAUGGCGGGUCCCAGAGUCCCUCCAGCCCUACCUCGCACCACAACUCCCUGCCUCCAUCGCCCUCCACCCUCUCAGCACCACUCCCUCCCCCCGUCCACUCACCCAUCCGCCCACCCCAUCCGCUGCCAUUCACCUGCCAGCACACCCUCCUCCUUGACCCGUCUCCGAAGGUUCCUCACCCCGCGCCUCCCCCUGCCGCCAUCGCUCACCCUGCUGUCGGCACCAGCACCCCCUCCCAUCCGUGUUCUGACCGAGACAUGCCAACAUCCCAUCCAUGGCUCGCCCCAUCCACUGCUGUCCGCCUGCCGCCCCACCCUCCUCCAUCACACAUCUCCAGCGCCACCUCCAUCCGCCAGUGUCGAUCCACAACCCCAUGUGCCACAGCGCAGAUUCCAUUGGGACAACUUGCCACAUGUCAGAAUACGAGUGGCCGCUCUCUGCAAAGCUCACUUAUGACAAGGGAUAAGAAUGAGAAACGUUAGUAUACUAGCAAGAAUUGUAGCUCAGCUACAACAAAAGAAUUUGGCCAGACUCCAGGCCAGUAUACAAUACAGAUGCACGCUUCUC
This is a messenger RNA of Closterium sp. NIES-67, 3548 nucleotides long. Lineage: Eukaryota; Viridiplantae; Streptophyta; Zygnematophyceae; Desmidiales; Closteriaceae. The record is from the annotation of a GenBank genome assembly.